Dentiscutata erythropus is the source of this 254-nucleotide messenger RNA. The record is from the annotation of a GenBank genome assembly. NCBI's taxonomy places the organism in Eukaryota, Fungi, Glomeromycota, Glomeromycetes, Diversisporales, Gigasporaceae.
AAGAAAACAACCAAUUUGUAGAUAAAUUGGAACGACUAGGUGAUCGGAAAGUUCUUUCAAUCCCAGACGAAGCGUACUUUCUCGAAUUUCAAAGAAAAGAAAUAUCUGCAAUAAAUUUUGGAUUGGUUGAUGGAAGAGAAGCUAUAGUUGUUACUUUAGGUCUACCAAAAGGAUCAUUAUUACGUUUUUAUUUGCCAUCUGUAUAUGAAGGCUUUCCGGUAAUUAUUGAUUAUGGGUUUGUCAUACCAUUUUAG